GUUGUGGACGUUGGGGGCUCUCAUAAUUUGGUCGAGUAUCAUUCCUUCUCCUUCCCAUGCAAAACCAGCAGCAAGUGAUGCCUACCCCAUGGAAUCGGAAACGGUCGUGGAUCAAACACUGGACGCUCUCUUGGAGAUCAGCAAGUCGUUCGCCGAGGACCCGCUCGGAGUGCUCGGCGACUGGGACCCCGACACCAACCCGGACUGCUGCUCCUGGACCGGAAUCGCCUGCGACCCGGCCGCAGCCGGUCCGGUCGUACUCGGUCUCAACCUCUCCGGCUCGUCUCGCUAGCCUCCGCUCCCUCCCUCCCUCGCCCGCCUCGCUAGCCUCCGCUCCCUCGACCUCUCCUCGAACCGGCUCUCCGGUCCCAUCCCGGCCCAGCUCGCCCGGCUCACCGGCUUAGCCGCCCUCCUCCUCUACUCGAACCAGCUCUCCGGCCCCAUCCCCCCGGAGCUCGGCUCUCUCGCCAGCCUCCGAGUCCUCCGACUCGGCGACAACCCGGGCGUCUCCGGCCCGAUCCCCGACUCGCUCGGCGAUCCGGCGAACCUCACCGUGCUGGGUCUGGCCUCGUGCAACCUAACCGGCCCGAUACCGAGCCGGCUGGGCCGGCUGACCGGGCUCCAGAACCUGGUGCUCCAAGACAACCGGCUCCAGGGCCCCAUCCCGCCGGAGCUGGGCGAGUGCGCGAGUCUGGUCGUGCUCACCUUGGCGGGGAAUCGGCUCGGCGGAAGCAUCCCGAGCCGACUCGGAAGGCUGGGGAGUCUCCAGAUACUGAACCUGGCCGACAACUCGCUGGAGGGGCCGAUACCGAGCGAGCUCGGAGGGAUGGGCCAGCUGGUCUACCUCAACCUGAUGGGCAACCGGCUGGCGGGCCCCAUUCCGCGGUCGCUGGGCCGACUGGGCAGCCUGCAGACGCUGGACCUGUCGUCGAACGAGCUCGUCGGCGCCAUCCCGGGCGAGCUCGGCGGUCUGGGCCAGCUGGGCUACCUCGUGCUCUCCGACAACAGGCUCUCCGGCCCUCUGCCGGCCGACGAGCUGUGCGGCGGCGGCGGCGGCGGGGGGAGGUUAUCUCGGAGCCUGGAGCACCUGCUGCUGUCGACCAACAACAUCUCGGGCGAGAUCCCGGCGGGGCUGGCGGAAUGCCGGUCGCUGACGCAGCUGGACUUGGCCAACAACAGCCUGGCCGGCGCCAUCCCCCCGCAGCUCGGCCUGCUCCGCAACCUCACCGACCUCCUGCUCAACAACAACACCCUCUCCGGCCCCAUCCCCGCCGCGCUCUUCGGCAACCUCACCGACCUCCGGACGCUGUCCCUCUACCACAACGCGCUGCGGGGCCCGCUGCCGGAUCAGAUCGGCCGGCUGGCCCGGCUGCAGAUUCUUUACCUGUACGAGAACCAGCUCGACGGCGAGAUACCGGACGCUAUCGGCAACUGCUCCGGCCUGCAGAUGCUCGACCUCUUCGGGAACCAGUUCGCCGGGAGCAUCCCCGCCACCGUCGGCCGGCUGAAGGACCUCAAUUUCUUGCACCUGAGGCAGAAUGCCCUCUCCGGGGAGAUCCCCGCGGCGCUGGGCGACUGCCGCCAGCUCGCGAUUCUCGACCUGGCGGACAACCGGCUGUCCGGAGGGAUCCCGGCGAGCUUCGGGCUCCUGGGAUCGCUCGAGCAGCUGAUGCUGUACAACAAUUCGCUCGAAGGGAGCGUCCCCGACGAGCUGUUCGACUGCCGGAACAUCACCAGAGUGAACCUCUCCAACAACCGCCUCGCCGGGAGCAUCCUCCCGCUCUGCGGCUCGACGUCGCUGCUCUCCUUCGACCUCACCAACAACUCCUUCGACCUCGAGGUGCCCGCGCAGCUGGGGAACUCGCCCAUGCUCGAGAGGAUCCGCCUCGGCAGCAACCGCCUCGUCGGGGCGAUCCCCGCGACGCUCGGCGCGGUCGCCGCCCUCUCCCUCCUCGACCUGUCGAGCAAUUCGCUCUCCGGAGAGAUACCCGACGAGCUCGCCGCGUGCGGCAAUCUCGGCCACAUCAUCCUCAGCGACAACCGCCUCGCCGGCGCCGUCCCCGCGUGGCUCGGGGCGCUGCCGCGGCUCGGGGAGCUCGCGCUCUCCUCCAACGCCUUCGCGGGGCCGAUACCGGCCGAGCUCUUCAACUCCACCAACCUGCUGAAGCUGUCUCUCGACGGCAACGUGCUGAACGGCUCGCUCCCGGCGCAGGUAGGGAACCUGGCCUCGCUCAACGUGCUCAACCUCGCCGGCAACCGGCUCUCCGGGGCGAUCCCCGCGUCCCUGGGAAGGCUCCGCAGCCUCUACGAUCUCCGGCUCUCGCACAACCUCUUCUCCGGAGGCAUCCCGGCCGAGCUCGGGCAGCUGCAGGAGCUGCAGAGCGCGCUGGACCUCAGCGACAACGGCCUCACCGGAGAAAUCCCGGCCUCUCUGCGCUCGCUCUCCAAGCUCGAAGAACUGAACCUCUCUCACAACUCGCUCGCCGGCGCGGUCCCCGGCCAAAUCGCGGAGAUGACCAGCUUGGUGUCUCUCGACCUCUCCUACAACAAGCUCGGGGGCCAACUGGACGCGCGGUUCUCGCGGUGGCCGCCGCAGUCGUUCGCCGCGAACCUCGCCCUCUGCGGGCGCCCCCUCUCGCAGCUGUGCGCCACGGCCGGCCCCGGCUCCUCGAACUCUCUGAGGCGGUCGAGGACGCUGCAUUCGGCGUCCGUCGCCCUCAUCUCCGCCUCGGUCACGCUGGCUCUGAUGCUGGCGCUAAUCUUUGUCGCCGUGAAGAUCAAUCAGCGGCGGCACCGGAGGCGAACGAGCGAAGUGAACUGCGCCGCGUACUCGUCGUCGGGCUCUUCGCGCGCCGAUCGGCAUUUGAUCGCGAAGGGCUCCGGGCGCCGGGAAUUCAAGUGGGAGGCCAUCAUGGAGGCGACCUGCAACCUGAGCGAGGAGUUUGCGAUCGGGUCGGGCGGGUCGGGGACGGUCUACAAGGCCGAAUUGCCGACCGGCGAGACGGUAGCGGUGAAGAAGAUCGCGGGCGCGGGCGCGGGCGCGGGCGACCGGGACCUGGCUCUGCUGCGCGAGAAGAGCUUCUCUAGAGAGGUGAAAAUCCUCGGCCGGGUCAGGCACAGGCAUCUGGUGAAGCUGUUGGGGUUCCUCAGCAGCAACAAGAACAAGAACAAGAACAAGAGCAAGAGCACCAGCGGCGGCGGCGGCGUCGGCCUGCUCAUUUACGAAUUCAUGGAGAACGGGAGCUUGUGGGAUUGGCUGCACGCAGAUCUGCAGGCGACGGGCGGGCGGGGAGGCGAGAAGAAGGAUAAGAAGAAGGGGGAGUGCUUGGGCUGGGACGCGCGAAUGAAGAUCGCGAUCGGGCUGGCCAAGGGGGUGGAGUACCUGCACCACGACUGCGUGCCGCGGAUCUUGCACAGGGACAUCAAGUCCAGCAAUGUGCUGCUCGACGGAGACAUGGAGGCUCACCUCGGAGAUUUUGGCCUCGCCAAGGCGGCGGCCGCCGAGUCCUCCAAAGGAUGCACGACCGAGUCGGGCUCUUGCUUCGCCGGAUCCUACGGCUACAUUGCUCCGGAGUAUGCAUACACUUUGAAGGCGACAGAGAAGUGCGACGUGUACAGCAUGGGGAUAGUGCUCAUGGAGCUCGUGACCGGGCGGAUGCCGACGGACAGGAGAUUCACCGGAGACGUGGACAUGGUGAGAUGGGUGCAAUCCCGGGUUAACGGGUCUCCGAUGGCCGCAACAUGCGAGGAGCUAUUCGACCCCGCUCUCACCCCUCUGGGGCUGGGCGAGGAGUCGUCAAUGCUAGAGGUGCUCGACGUGGCUCUGCAGUGCACCAGGACUGCGCCUGCCGAGCGGCCCACCUCCCGCCGGGUGUCCGACCUCCUCCUCGACAUCUCCCGCAAGAACAUUCGUCGGUCUGCCUCCGCGAAGAUCGGCUGCAAAUAGUAAUUAGAGACGACGUGAUUUUUUUGCGUUUAAGCAGUGUCUGAUGAAUUUUUUGCCAAUGGAACAGUAACACCUAGUGGAAGAAGCGGCGAGGGGUACUCUCAAAGUGAUUGGUGUACGUAGUUGCGCUCUAUGAAUUCAUCAUCCGAAACAGGUGUAAAUGCUAAUUGUGAGCAUUGUCAUUUCUGGAAUGUAAUGUUUACAGUAAAAGAGCAGCGGCGGCAAGGAGUUUAUUUUA
Ananas comosus (pineapple) is the source of this 4184-nucleotide messenger RNA. RefSeq names its product LRR receptor-like serine/threonine-protein kinase GSO1. Lineage: Eukaryota; Viridiplantae; Streptophyta; Magnoliopsida; Poales; Bromeliaceae. Gene Ontology annotation, molecular function: protein binding; protein kinase activity; ATP binding. The record is from RefSeq and is a predicted model, not a curated record. Gene Ontology annotation, biological process: protein phosphorylation. The transcript is spliced from 3 exons.